AUGAGUAUUGGAUAAGUUCAUCCAAGUAGCUCAAUUCCUAUUGACCUCAAAGAAUACAAAACUGAAAUUGAGUAAUAGUCCAUUUUUAAUAUUGUAGUUCACUAAAACUAUUUUACACAAUACGGUAAAGUAAGCAGACCUCCAAAGAAACUUCUCUCAUCAUUCAAUCUCCAAAAAAGUUCACAUUCAUUUAAAUUUUUAGUGCUAAUAGCAAUAGACAAUUCUUGAGUCCUAAACACAGCUUAUUUAUGUUAUAGGAUUACACCAAUCAAGACGAAGUCAUUAAUUGCUUUUAAGAAAAAUCAAUCAAAAUGAAAUUUGGGAGUGCUGUUAGAAAAUUAACCAUUCUCCAACAAUUCUUUAGGUAUGUGGGCAAACAAAAAAAACAAGAAAAUUUAUUUCAAUCAAAAUAGAUCCAAAGGAAACGGUAAAAGUUACCCUUUUACCCAGACCAGUUAUAUUUGUGGAAACAAUUCAUGUCGCUUUAAACAGCAGCCACAUUAAUGCUUUAUCCAAUCUACAUUAGUCUUUCUGAUUUCAAUGAAUUUGUAUAGAUAAAUCUUAUAUUCACUUUAGGAUUCAUUAACAAUAAUUACAUUUUUGUUGGAUGGACUUUAUUUAAUUGAUAUAAUCUUAAAAUAAAUAACUUGCCAGAUAGAUAAUAAUUACAAUUUAAUCAACAACUUUAUUGACAUCUUCCUAUUCAACCUGCAAAGAUGGCUCAUCCUCGACAUCAUUAGUAUCAUCCCCUACAAAUUAUUUGCUCCUACAUUCUUCGAUUUAAUGGGAUUAAAUCUACUCAAAUUAUUGAGAUUCAUAAAAUACUUCUGCUAUAACGAAAGAUAAAUUUAUCAAGAAUCUCAUAAUUCUUUGGAAAAGUCCGAAUAUUUUGAAAAACUUUUUUAAUUGGAUGGCAAAAUAUUAAGUAUUUUGAAAAUAUUCAAAAACAUGCUCAUUUUCAUUAGUUUAUUUGGUUGUCUCUUUCAUUCAGUUUUACUUUAUGAAGGACUGGCACAGAAGGAAAAUAACUAUUCCAUCUACAUCCAAGGAUUGUACUGGGCUAUUUAAACAGUAACAGUCAUUGGAUAUGGAGACAUACCUUUGACUACUUCAAUGCAAUACAAUUUAACUAUCAUCUGGAUAUUCAUAGGGGUUGGAUUCUAUUCAUUGACAAUAGGCAAUUUAGCAGAUAUCUUAGAAUAACAAUCUUCGACAGAUGGCUUUGAAGAGGAUUUAGAGGCCUUGGAAACCUUAAUGCAGAAAAUCAUAAUUCCAGAAGAGUUGAGUAAUCAGUUAUUUUCUUACUUUUAAUAUAACAUUGAGAAUAAUCCUUUUUGGAAUUACAGAAAGUAAAUAAUAUUUAUAAAUAAGAAUCAUAGGAUAAUAGAAACAUUGCCAUCUUAACUAAAGAUCUUUGCAAUAGCCUUUUGCCAAAAGCAAUUGAUUGAGAAUGUCAAUAUGUUUGCUUUCAACAUUAAUUUUGCUGCAGCCAUACUACCCUACUUUACAAUGUACAAUUUCAAAUAAUUUGAUACUAUCUACUACAAUGGAUCUCCAAGUUUGGAUGUCUACUUCUUAGUCUCAGGAGAAGUAAGACUAUGUGACGAGCAAGGGAACACAUUAUUAAACAUAUAAGAAGGCUAUAUAUUUGGAGAAAUCGAAAUAUUAGAGGAUUGCUAUAGAAAACAGUCAGCAGUUGCCUGUAGAGAUUCUUUGGUAAUAAUAUGUCCUAUUUCACAAUUCUUAUAAUUAAUUUAAGAAGAUGAAUCUCUACUUUUUGAAAUUGAGUAAUUAGGGUUAAGAAGGAAACUUUUACUCUAAGAGAAUCUUUCUCGGAUAAAAAGUAUUUUAAUUUAUUUAAAUAGAAAAUGCAAAGUAACUGAAAAGAAUAAAUGUAAUUGAAGGAGAUCCAAUGACUCAAUAUGUUUAUAAGAAGUAUUUGCUAGAAAAAUAAUUCAAAGCUAAUGUCAUUAAAGAAAGUUAUUAAUAAAUUCAUAAAAGGCUAUUGCGAAAUAUAUUUGGCCAUUAAUAAGAAAAAAAGUGGAAACAUAGAGCAAUGUUCAAAAUGGCUGUGAGAAAGAUCAUAGAUCAUUUGAAAUAAAGUAAAAGUUAGUAGAAAAAGACAAGUGGUGUCAUAGGCAAACAAAUGUUGCAAAACUUUGCUCAGGUUAAAUAAUAGGAAUUGAAAAUCUAAAAUUAAAUCUACAAAAACAAAAAGAAUGGGAAAUGUCAAUAAAGAGUUAAAGUGAAAGACAUCUUAAAACAUUUUAGUUAAAAAGAUUCUGCUCCGAUGCUUAUCACUCCUUAUCCUUAUUAUGAGGAAAUCUUAAAGGAAAGAAAAGAAGAGAAGCAGUAGUUUAAAUAAAAAUAAAACAAAAUCUUAGAAUUGUCUAAUAGAUUGAUCAAGAUCAACCUUAUUGGAUAAUUCCAAAUCUGUAACACUCUUUACGAGGACUUAAUUGAAUAAAUAGACAUCCUAUAUGAUGCCCAAUACUAAACACAUGAAUCGCAAGACCAAGUGGAAUCUGUCUAUUAUUAAAUAUAUUCAUUAGUUUCAUCAAUUGAUUGA
Messenger RNA from Paramecium octaurelia, 2569 nucleotides. The record is from the annotation of a GenBank genome assembly. Lineage: Eukaryota; Ciliophora; Oligohymenophorea; Peniculida; Parameciidae.